AUAUUUAGUUUACAGAAUUCGGCCACAUAGAGUGGACGUGCGUCGCCCGGUCCCGGAGAUAAAUCUCCCAGUAAAACAAAAACAAAUCACUGCCUUUUUUCUAAGGACUUAAUUAUAAUAAUUAUAUACAAAUAUUAUACCGUAGUAAUCCUUAUAUUAUAACCUCCAACCAACACUGUCUACAUGUUAAUAAUAAUAUAUACCUAUAUACAUUUUAAACCGUUACAUCAAAAACAAAAUAAAUAAUUAUAUAAAUUUAACAAAUUUAAUACAACCUACGAAUAUUUAUACCGAUUUACAUAUAUAUCCAACCAAACAUAUAACAUCGUAACGUAUCGUAAUGUAAUAAAUAAAUAAAUAAGCAGUUUUUCAUCUCAAUAUCGUAAAUAUCGAAUAUUUUAAAACAAACAAAAUAAUCCAAAUCUCGUAUUUUCCGUAUGUCUGUCUGACUGCCUUGCCAGCCAACAAAAAUAAAAAUACAAAUUGUGUUCAAUCAAAAUAAAUUAAACAAAAAUAAAUCGAUGUCGUCGAAUUAAGGAAAACGAAAAAAAAAAGAAAAUUUUUGAUACUAAACUAGAAUCUAGAUACACAAGAAGAAAAUCCAUCUUAUAGAAGAAAAGCAGCAGAAAAAGAAAUAAAAAUAAAAAAUCGAAUUCGAUUUAAUUCGAGUUGCACUUUACAGUUUACACGCGUUAUAUCGUAUACGAUAUUGUGCUUACAAUUAAUAUUUUUACCCACAAUACCCACCCCACUUGUGUGAGAUUGUGUUGUGUUUGUGUGUCUUUCUUUUAUAUUAUUAUUGUAAAGUGUCGAACGUCGACUCUCUUUUUUAUCAUACGAAGAGAGCUAAAGAGAGUCUUUAGAUUGUUAUUUGAGAAAAAGAAAUAACUUUGAAAGAGUGUUUCGGAGAAAUAACAAAGUGUCAAAAAUAAAAAGAGAAACUUGAAUACACAAAAUUUUAACGAAACAAUUUUCUCGUCCGUAUACAGUUUCGUUAAGUUAGUGUUUUUUUAUAAUAUUUGUGAGUAUUUGUGCCGUUCUUCGUCGUCCCGUAUAAUCGUCGUGCAUCCAUACAUAUAAAAUAAAUUUAUUCUUUUACGGUAUUCUUUUGUGUUUUCGUGCUUUGCUUUGGCUAUGCGCAUCGCGCUAGCGCUAGAGCUUCUAUCUACAUAGCUAUCAACUAUCAUCAAGGUGCAUGAUUUAUCGUCAUGCUUGCUACCAGCUCGGUUCUUUCCCCUCUUCAUUCUCUUUACCAUCGUUCUUCGAUUUCGUCGUCCCUGUCGUUGCUAUCAUGCUGUUUAGCGGGGUUUAUGUAAUAAAAAUAAUGAAUAAAUAAUGCAAUAAGCAGAGCGACAAAGAAGUAGAAACAAAAAAAAAAAAACAAAAAUAAUUUAAAGCAGAGACAAAGAAAUACACUUUUUGUGUGUGAAGUUAAAGUUGAAUACUUAUGGAUGGAUGUGUUUGUGUUUAGAUAGAAAGAGAUAGAGAAGAGAGAGAAAGGGAGAAGAGAGAAAAAUUAACAAACAAUCUUCAUUUCUUCAAACUUCAGCCUUCACUACACUUCUGGAUCGGGUUCUGGUUCUGAUUCUGGAUUUGAAUUGAAAUUGGAUUUUAUAUUCUACUACUCCUGUGUACAACAUUUAUUACACGUGUGGAUUUUGUUUUUAUUUAUGAAGCUCAAUAAGGGCAUUUCGAGAGUUGCUCUAUCUGAAUCCAGAUUAUCCACGUGCCAAUGAAGCUCACCUGCGUCUUGGAUUUAUGUUCAAAGUGAAUGGCGAAUAUAAGUCAUCGUUGAAACACCUGCAACUAGCUUUAAUCGACACAGCACCGUGCACCUUUACAAAACUUCAAAUUCGCUUUCACAUCGCACACCUGUAUGAAGUUCAAAAUAAACAUAAAGCUGCCAAAGAGGCAUACGAAAAGCUUCUUACCGAAGACCAGCUGACAUUGGAACUGAAGGCCGAUAUUUAUCGACAGUUAGGAUGGAUGUAUCAUUGUGUUGAAUCCUUAGGCGAUAAACGACAACGAGAAUCUUAUGCAAUUUUCUGUUUACAAAAGUCAAUUGAAGCCAAUCCAAAAUCUGGACAAUCAUUAUAUUUGCUUGGAAGAUGUUAUGCUGGAAUUAACAAAGUCCAUGAUGCCUUUAUAGCGUAUAGAAAUUCUGUGGAAAAGAGUGAAGGGAACGCCGAUACUUGGUGUUCGAUAGGAGUUCUGUACCAGCAACAGAAUCAACCAACAGACGCCUUACAAGCGUAUAUUUGCGCUGUACAAUUGGAUAAGAAUCACAAAGCUGCCUGGACGAAUUUAGGAAUUUUAUACGAAAGCUGUGGUCAGUUAAGAGACGCCUAUGCGUGUUAUUUAAAUGCAGCACGUAAUUUAGAUUCUAAGGAUUCGAACUUUUUUCACUCACUCAGUACAGCUUCUACAUCGAAUAAUAAUACACCAGCAACACCAACUAAAAAUUCAGGUACUGCUGCUACUGCUGGUGGUGGCAUAUCUACAUCAUUAUCUACUAAUAGUGGAUUCACAUCAUCGCCAUCAACAAGUAAAGCGUCUACAUCAAAAUCCGGUGCUAACAAUAAUAGUAGUAGUAGUAAUAAUAACAACAACAAUAAUAAUAAUAGCAGUAAUAAUAGUCCUAGUAAUAGUAAAUCACAAAGUCUUGCUGAGAGUCUAAAGCAAAGGAUUAAAUUCCUUAGUACACAAUUAGCUCAAGCUCCUAUGCCGAGUAUAACGUCUAAACGGAGGCAGUUGUGCUCAAUAGAGGAGGCCUGGAAUUUACCAAUAUCGCUUGAAAUGAGCUCAAGGCAACAAAUAUCUCAGCAACAACAACAACAGCAACAAAACACACCACAACAUAAUCAACAACAUUCUUCUUCACAUUCGCAUCACCAACAACAUCCUGCGCAACAAUCACAUCAGCAGCAACAACAACAACAACAACCACCCCCACCACCUCCACCUCAACCUCAGCAGCCUGGUGUUGUUCUAAACAAUCACAUGCAGCAGAGUCCGUACGUUAAGAGUUACUCAGCGGCAACGCAAGGUCCUCCGCCACCAUAUCCACAUCAGGGCACAACCAACGCCCUAGGACCAAUUGCACCAAAGCGUUUCAAAGAUGAACUAUCCCCACAAAGUGCAGUGCCUGUGGUGGCCGGAACGGGUGUUGUACCUCAGCAAACCCAACAACUUGCUGCCGCACAGCAGCAACAACAACAGCAACAACCAAGGCCCGGGCAAAAUCCUUCAUUCUAUCUAUCACAGCAACAGUUACAGAUGUUGCAGUUUCUGCAACAAAACCAAAAUAACUUAAACCCCCAACAGCAGCAGUUGUUUCAGCAAUUAAGCAAUCAGUAUCGAUUGAUGGUGCAGUAUCAGCAACAGUUGAGGCUGCAACAGCAACAGAGAUUGCAACCGCAACAACAACAGCAACAGCCACCCCCACCGCAACAACAACAACCACAGCAGCAACAAGCUGUUGUAGUACAAAAUUCUACGCCACUUGGUGCACCUCCCGCAUAUCCUAGUCAACCGCCAACACCAAGAGCUGCCGAUCAUGUGAUUACGGGGAACGGCGGUAUUGUGGGUGGCGGUAGUGGAUAUGUAGAUAACACAUCUAAUUUUGUUCAACAAGCCGCGACGGGGAACACGCAACCAGCUGCAGGGAUGCCAUUUAAAUCAGCAAACGUUUAUAUGAAUGGAAUUGUGCAACCUCAGCAGCAGCAACAACAACAGCAGCAGCAGCAACAAGCUAGUCCGCUGUUGCAAUCGUUACAGCAACCACAACAGCAACAAUCAGCGGCGGGGUUUGACACGUUAAACGAAUUCACCCAACUAUCUCCGUGCAGUGAUGGAAAUGAUUUGGAUAUUUCCUCGCCGUUCAGUGAUAAGCUACUAGGUGUAACUGAACAGGAAUUGCAGGCGAUUUUGUCACAGAAGGACCUCGCUUCCACAUUUGCUGAGGAUAUUCUCAAAUCAUUUACAUCCGAGGGUUUAGAUAUUAAGGAGGAAUUCGAUGAAAACUCACAUGAUCUCUUCAAUGGAUUCGAUUCAACACCGCCACCCUCAUCGGAGCCAACACCCCAACAAACACCCACCAAUCAUAAUAGCAAUACAAUUGUCACAAAUCAGGUCAAUUGCAAUAACAACAACAGCAAUAGCUGCAGUAGCAGCAGUAAUUUUCGCAACAAAUCACCUCCGGUGAAAUGCGAAGCGACAUCAACGUCGAGUAGCAAUAGCAUAACUGGGGCCAGUGCCGCCGACCUAAUGGACGGUGGUCUGUCGUCGAAAGUUGGUGCCUUCGUUAAGGAAGAUGCCGAUAUGGAUGUGCGAGUGAAGCUCGAGAAUAAUUUUCUCGACGACGAUGAGAUGCCAAAAUUUCAAACUCGAAUGACGGCCAAGCAAAUAAGGCUAGGAGUGGAGCAAUUGUCGAUUGAAAAUGCGCCGCCACACUGUUCCGUGUUACAUAUCGACGCACCACCCCCAACACCGCCCGAUUGUCCGCCACAGCGUUUGACCAAAGAACAACUUCUGCCACCUACACCGUCUGUGCAUUUGGAGAACAAGAAACACGCCUUCAGUCCGCAACUGCAAGAGUUUUGUCUGAAACAUCCGAUUGCAGUGGUCCGAGGGAUGGCCGGUGCGCUCAAACUUGACCUGGGCCUGUUUUCGACCAAGACAUUGGUCGAGGCAAAUCCAGAUCAUAGUGUGGAGGUGCGAACGCAGGUGCAUCAGGCGCCCGAUGAGAAUUGGGAUAAUACGCUGGCGAAACGAGUGUGGGCUUGUAUAUCACAUCGAUCUCACACAACCAUUGCCAAAUAUGCCCAAUAUCAAGCUUCUAGCUUUCAAGAUAGUUUAAAGGAUGAACGUGAAAAGGGAUCAGCAGGAGCGCACACAAUGUCUGAUUCAGAUUCAAAAGAUUCCAUGAGCAGCUCAACAGUCAAUGGCAAACGGAGGAAGUUAAAGAAUGGAAGCAAAAUGUUAAAAUUCGGAACAAAUGUUGAUCUCUCCGACGAACGAAAAUGGCGACCUCAACUUGCCGAAUUACAAAAGCUACCUGCCUUUGCUCGUGUGAUAUCCGCCGCAAACAUGCUAUCCCAUGUCGGGCAUGUCAUCCUCGGCAUGAACACUGUCCAGCUGUAUAUGAAAGUACCUGGCAGUCGAACGCCUGGCCAUCAGGAGAACAAUAACUUCUGUUCGAUAAACAUCAAUAUCGGACCUGGCGAUUGUGAAUGGUUCGCUGUGCCGGACGCCUAUUGGGGUGGCAUACAUAAUUUAUGCGAAAAGAAUAACAUAAGUUAUUUACAUGGAUCUUGGUGGCCGGUUUUGGAAGAUCUAUACAAGGAAAACAUUCCGGUGUAUAGAUUUAUUCAGAGACCCGGUGAUUUGGUGUGGGUUAAUGCUGGUUGUGUUCAUUGGGUGCAAGCUGUUGGCUGGUGCAAUAAUAUCGCUUGGAAUGUUGGUCCGCUGACGGCGCGACAAUAUUCUCUGGCGAUAGAACGAUACGAAUGGAAUAAGUUGCAGAGUUUCAAAAGUAUUGUACCGAUGGUGCAUUUGAGUUGGAAUUUGGCACGUAACAUAAAGGUUUCAGAUCCAAAACUUUUUGAAUUAUUAAAAAUGUGCCUGCUGCAGACAUUAAAGAAUGUCUUCCACACACUGGACUACGUCAAGUCAAAGGGUGUAGAAGUUCGUUUCCAUGGUCGUGGAAAAAACGAAGCUUCUCACUAUUGUGGUCAAUGUGAAGUGGAAGUAUUUAAUAUUCUCUUCAUUCGUGAACAAGAAAAACGCCAUGUGGUACAUUGCAUGAGCUGUGCCCGCAAACAAGCACCGUCCCUUCAUGGUAUAGUUUGUUUGGAGGAAUAUCGUUUAUCGGAAUUGUGCCAGAUCUAUGAUCAAUUUACCUUAUUCAAACCACCAGCUCCACCAAGCCCCAUAACAAAAGUAUAACAUUAAUGGAUCAUAGUUCAAUUUGUUUUCUUUUUUUUUCUAUACUUUUAUUUUUCUCUUAAAACAUCGUCUGAACAAAACAGAAGAAAACCUUUUUAGUAUUUUUGUUUUAUCGUUAUAAUUAAGUUCUUUUCUUCAUCUUCUUUAUAAAAAUAAUUGUAUUUUUCAAAAAAAUAUUUAUACAUAUAAGACAAACAAUUCAGUCAAACAAAAAGUAAACAAAAAAUCAUCGGCCCUCAUGUAAAGAAACAAAGAUGAUUGAAAAAAUAUUGUGUUUAUUGAUGAAAAUACAAACCCAUAUAAUUAUAUAUAUAUAAACAAAAGGAAUGUUAUCCAUAUUUAAAUUAUUUAUUAUUUUAAACAUAAAACAAAAGCAAUUUAAUUUUAAUUCAAUUUAGAUGUUUCUCUUCUAUUUCUUUUUUUAUUAAUUUAAAAACACAAAAAAAGAAUAAUUUUACUUUUUUAAGGCUCUCCCAUGUAGGGUUAAGGAUUUUUGUUUUGAUUGUGUUUUUUCUUUCUAUUAUUUAAUAAUUAGUUAAUGACAAUUUAUAUGUGAAACAUAGUUUUAAAAUUUAACAAAACAACAAAAAAUACAAAUUAUUUGUAGGAAGUGUCAAGUUUCUUUAUUUUGUUUUUCUUAUAAAAGAAAAAUUAAAUUUAAUUAUUAUAAUCCACUUUAUACUCCACAAAACAAAAAGAUUAUUAAAAUUUCCAAAGAAACUUCAUCAAAUAAAAAGAAAUUCUAAACAAAAUAUGCAAAUUUAAUCUUUGUUUGUUUGUUAAUCAUUUUUAUUAUUAUAUUAUAUUCAAAUUUAUACUUAUAAAUUAUGUAUAUACAAAAUAUACUAUUCAUUAUUAUUCACUAUCACAUUGAAGAAAAUUGAUUAAACAAAAAUAAGUUAAAGUGCAAAUACAAAAUUAUAAAAUUCGAACAAAAUUUAAAAAAAAAAUCAUCUUAUUGUAUCUUAUAUCAUCUCAGCAUCGUCAUUUCAUAACAUUUCCCUUCCUAACUUCUCAAAUCCAAUAAAUCAUCAUUAAACACAAAACAGAAAGGAAAAGUGUGGUAUAUAGAAAAGAAAAACAAGAACGGAAAAUAGAAGAAUUAAAUAUUAUAAAUUGAUCUCAGUUAAAGGAAUAUGUAGAAGAAGAAAAUGACAAAACAAAAAAGAGUGUAAAAUGGAAUUAGAAAAUUUAAUUAUUAAGAAACAAAGAAAAAGGAAGAAGGUUUUUAAUGUUUAUGAUCUUGUAAAUACGAGUAAUAUUUAUAUAAAUAGAAAUUUUAAUUAAU
Eupeodes corollae is the source of this 7234-nucleotide messenger RNA. RefSeq names its product lysine-specific demethylase 6A (gene Utx). Gene Ontology annotation, cellular component: MLL3/4 complex. Lineage: Eukaryota; Metazoa; Arthropoda; Insecta; Diptera; Syrphidae. Gene Ontology annotation, molecular function: RNA polymerase II cis-regulatory region sequence-specific DNA binding; chromatin DNA binding; protein binding. The transcript has 13 exons. Gene Ontology annotation, biological process: regulation of gene expression. Bases 1759 to 5946 code for a protein of 1395 amino acids. The record is from RefSeq and is a predicted model, not a curated record.